AUUGUGUGACAGUAGACCCAUGCUGUAGAGUAGACCAAUGAUGUCCAAAAUAAAGCACAUAGUUUGGCCUCAGGUCAUUCUUUUUGGAGACUCUAUUACACAAUUUUCAUUCCAAACAAAUGGAUGGGGUGCUGAAAUCACAGAUAAACUUGCCAGGAAAUGCGACGUGGUGAACAGAGGCUUGUCAGGUUACAACACUAGAUGGGCUAAGAUUGUCCUUCCACGCCUCAUAACCUCGGCAAUAUCAUCACAUAUCGCCGCUGUUACUGUCUUUUUUGGAGCCAAUGACUGCGCUUUAGAAGAUAAGAACCCACAGCAGCAUAUCCCCUUAAAGGAAUACUCUGAGAAUCUGAUGGAGAUUGCCCAGUAUUUGGCCUCUGUUGGCGUGCCCAAAGAGAAGGUCAUUUUCAUCACCCCACCUCCACUUCACGAGGCUGACUGGGAGAAGCAGUGUGUCCUGAAAGGUUGUGCCCUGAAUCGUACUAACGCGGGCGCUGGACAGUAUGCACAGGCUUGUGUGAAGUCCGCUGGUCAGUGUGGAGCUGAUGUACUUGACCUCUGGACCCUAAUGCAAAAAGAUGGCCAGGACUUCUCGGUGUACCUCUCUGAUGGCUUGCAUCUCUCGGAGAAGGGGAAUCAGUUUGUAGCUCAACACCUGUGGAGACACCUGGAGAGCCGGGUCAAUCAUCUGCCUUUCAUAUUGCCUUACUGGGGAGACUUGGAUCCCAAAAGCCCAGAGAGUAGUCUGCUGUCUGACUGCCCACAGGGAGACCCUUCUGCCACAGGGGGGCAGCACUGAGCGCUAGCACACAAAGCUGAACAGCUUGGCCAGCACCUGACGUUUCCUGGCAACUCAUCUGAAUGAGUAUGCCAGUGUUAACUUUAUGAAAAGACAUCUGUUUGUCUUAGCACCGAUUUGUGUUUUAUGGAUGUUUGUAAUAGGGCAGUGAUAAGUGCAAAAUAGAGUUCUUCAUUGUCAAAAACAAACUUGUAGUGUUGAGUACCUCAGAGUAAUAUGAGGUGGUUAAAUAAAUGUAUUUGUUUUUGCAAA
Alosa alosa (allis shad) is the source of this 1051-nucleotide messenger RNA. It is a transcript of the gene iah1, whose product is annotated as isoamyl acetate hydrolyzing esterase 1 (putative). The coding region runs from base 38 to 799 and encodes 253 amino acids. NCBI's taxonomy places the organism in Eukaryota, Metazoa, Chordata, Actinopteri, Clupeiformes, Clupeidae. Gene Ontology annotation, molecular function: hydrolase activity, acting on ester bonds. The transcript has 6 exons. The record is from RefSeq and is a predicted model, not a curated record.